GACAACCUCCCUCUUAAAUUCCCCUCCAUUUGGAAAGGGAAAGAAGAGGAGAGAGAGAAAGAGAAGGGAAGUGAGUGAGAGAGCGCGUGGACUCUCCUUUAACUCAUCACUAGUCCCAUCUCUGAAGAGUAGGACGUGGACCCCACCACCCAUGUGCUCUUCUCUUCCUGUCUCCACACCACCUCUCUCCUUCCCCCUCAAUCAUUAGACUCCUGUUUCCUUCCUUUCCUUCCUCUUUCUCUCUCUUCCUUACACACAAACAACACCAACACACAGCUCAUCUCUAUCAAAAUACACACUUUUGUGUUUUUUGAUUGAUAAUUUGAUACUCCUUUGAGUUGUUUUCUUUCUCUCUCUCUCUACCCUCCUAUUUCUCUCUAACCUAAAAGAGUGUAUAGAUUAUAGUCUAUUGAUAGACAGACUCAUGUCAACUUCUGACGGAGCGGGUAACGGCGUUAGUAACGGCGCAAUCAUGGACCCACAGAGACAGCAGUCGUCGGGUAACGGUGCGUUGACGGUGAAGAAACCACCUGCCAAGGACCGCCACAGCAAGGUCGACGGGAGAGGGCGGCGCAUCCGUAUGCCGAUCAUAUGCGCCGCCAGGGUUUUCCAGCUGACCCGCGAACUGGGUCACAAGUCGGACGGUCAGACCAUCGAGUGGCUGCUCCGGCAGGCGGAGCCGUCGAUUAUCGCCGCCACCGGCACCGGGACGACCCCGGCGAGCUUCUCCACCGUCUCGGUCUCUGUUCGGAACUCAUCCAACAACUCAAUCUCCGCCGCGCUUGAUCACAAGCCGUCUCAGCCGUUGCUCACUCAUCCCACGCCGUUCAUUCUCGGCAAGCGGCUACGCUCCGACGAUGACGAGGGCAUGGACGGAGGAGCUAAAGACAACGCCGCCGCUGUGGCGGCGGCGGCGUCCGUGGUGGGUCCCGCUGGAGGGUUCUGGGCGCUACCUGCUAGGCCGGACUUCGGUCAGGUGUGGAGCUUCGCCGCGGCGCCACCGGAUAUGGUGGUGCCGAGUCCUGCCAUGGGGUCGCAGACUUCGAUUUCGGGGAGAUUCCUUCAGCAGCAACCGAUGGGCGAGGCGUCGGCGGCUAGGGUUGGGAAUUACCUUCCGAUAGCUCAGGGCCACCUGAAUUUGCUCGCCUCUUUGUCCGGCGCACCGGCAGCGUCCUCAGGACGGAGAGAAGACGAUCCUCGUUGAAUCCUGAAUUGACAAUGGUGUUGAUAAUAUGUAUGUCUGUUAUUUUCCUUGCUGUGUGAAAAUGAGAAAUGUUAGUAAAAUUAGGGUUAGGGUUUUAGUUUCAAGCGAGCAUUUCAGAGGAAGAAUUAGGGUUUGUCAAAUUUGAUGCAUUAUUAUUAGUUUUAGGUAUUUACUACUUCGUUUCAUUGCAUUCUCCCCCUAGGGUUUUAGUGUUCUAUCGUCCCAGUUUCAUGUUCUGAUUAGGGAGAGUGAAGAAGAAUUACAGUGUUGGGAUUGAUUUCACCAUCGAAUUUAGAAAAUGGUUUUCUCAAUUCGUCGCAAUUCAAGAAUCAAGUACCCCAUAUUGUUUGUGAAACUAGGGUUUGGUUUGUGACUUUGAUUACAUACUACAAUGGUUCCUCAGAGUGCUUGUGGCAAACGAAGGAGGUUCAUUGUGAAUUCAGUUUGCAACGUGUAAAAAUCAGUUCUUGCAAAUUAGGGUUUGAAGAAUUGAAUGAAUUCUACAGACUUCUUUGCCUCCCAGACAUCCUCAUAUCUGUAAUUGGGUGUGUUUAAGCUUGGUUGGUGGUAUACUGACUAGGCGGAGUUUUGGAAUCUACAUUGUGAUAUAAUUGUUUGAGUGAAAUUUGACUCUCCUUCAAUUCCAUUCGAAUUUGGCAGAGUUUGGUAGUAGUGGAUUUCGGAUACUCUCGUGGAUUGAUAGAGUUUCAGGGCGGUGUUGGUGGUUUUUGUAUACUCUGUUGUGGAUUGCAAUUGCGACGGUGCUGCAUUACCUGCUCUCUCUUCCCCUUUUUUUACCUUCCGUGUUGCUCGAAUGAUCUCAAAAGAGAUUGGUGUGUGAAGGGAAAAGCUCUGGUUCUUCUCUGUAAGAUCUAUCUGUUUCUAAUAUUAUUGUUAGUCAUUCCUUAGAUUUACAAGUGUGAAAAAUAAUGUUUUCUCUUGUAUGUUUAAAUGGAUUGUUUUUGGGAUGUGCACUAUGGUGUGAAAUAAAAAUCCCAUUUGUUUUUCUCUUUUGGGACAAAUUUGUGUGCCAUUGCUCAUGUAAAUAUGACCUUAUUAUUCUACUUGAAAUUGUUUCUUGAUGUGAA
Messenger RNA from Cornus florida, 2292 nucleotides. Its product is annotated as transcription factor TCP7-like. NCBI's taxonomy places the organism in Eukaryota, Viridiplantae, Streptophyta, Magnoliopsida, Cornales, Cornaceae. The record is from RefSeq and is a predicted model, not a curated record. The transcript has a single exon. Gene Ontology annotation, cellular component: nucleus. Gene Ontology annotation, molecular function: sequence-specific DNA binding; DNA-binding transcription factor activity. Bases 425 to 1204 code for a protein of 259 amino acids.